UAUGCGAUAUAAAGCAAAUAUCGUGAACAAUUGUCAAUUUGCAUUUGAGGGGGAAAUACAACUCGCGCAGCAAUUUGCACCUUUCGGCCGGUGAAAUUUAAUUCAUUUUGUUUGCACACGCUAAGGCUGAAAUUCCCAAAAUCGUAACACCAUCAUGCUUAAAAGGCAACAGCAUCAUCUCGGAUUUGUCAGUUUGCUAAGAAAUCUUGCCAGAGACAUGAAAGCUGUGAUCGCUCUUAUCGGCUUAGUAUUCUGCAUUGCUGGAGCAAUGGGAACACCUAUUGUGGUGGGAUUACCUCUUCCGCUGCCAAUUGGUGUGGGAUUCGGAGUACUUCCUCCGCCUCCGCCACCGUCCUACGGCUACUAUCCGUACCCACAUCACCACCACCAUCAUCAUCACCCAGGAUAUGGAUACGAUUAUGGAUAUGGAAACUAUGGAUAUUAAGAAUACGAUGCGUGGAAGUGAAACUUUGUUUAAGAUUAAUUCGCAAGCGUGAAACUUAUGAAAAUCUUGAUAUAUCAAAAUAAAACAAUAUUUAUUAUAUUA
Molecule: messenger RNA, 547 nt
Organism: Drosophila gunungcola (fruit fly)
Lineage: Eukaryota; Metazoa; Arthropoda; Insecta; Diptera; Drosophilidae
Exons: 1
Coding region: 155-445 (96 amino acids)
Source: RefSeq, a predicted model, not a curated record